AUGGCUUCAGAGUUUGAGGCAAAGGGCACAUUCGCACCAGGCCGAGAGGAUGUCGAGUCGCCCGUCGUGAAAGAUGAAACCUCACCGUCCUCCCCCACCCCAGCCGACGCCGAAGAAGAAAAAGCCCUCCUCUGGAAGCAAGAUAAGCGUAUCAUCCCGCUCUCGGCGAGCAUCUACUUCCUCUGCUUCCUCGACCGCUCCAAUAUUGGUAACGCAAAGAUCCUCAACUCCUCCACGGGCCACGACAUGCAGACCGAGACCCGUAUGUCCAACCGCGACUUCACCAUCGCCCUCAUGAUCUUCCUCAUCGCCUACGCAAUCUUCGAGGUCCCCUCCAACAUCCUCCUCAAGAAGCUGCGGCCCUCGCGCUGGCUGGCGUUCCUCAUGUUCUCCUGGGGCUCCGUCACUAUCGGCCUCGGCGGGGCGAAUAGCUUCGCGGCGGUGACGGGCGUGCGGUUCCUCCUGGGUGUCUUCGAGGCGGGGCUGUUCCCGGGACUGGUGUACUACCUGACCUUUUGGUACAAGCACGACGAGAGGAGCGUGAGGGUCGCCAUGGUUCUCGCGAGCGCGACGUUGGCGGGCGCCUUUGGCGGGGCGAUUGCGUACGGCAUCGGGCACAUGAACCAGGUGCAUGGAAUGUCGGGUUGGAGGUGGCUGUUCAUUCUCGAGGGCAUCCCCUCGUGUCUGUCCGCCUUCUUCGUGUGGUUCUUCUUGCCCGACUACCCCGAGAGCGCCGGGUGGCUCUCGGAGCGGGAAAAGGACCUCGCGGUGCGGCGGCUCUACCACGAGGGCAGCAAGAGCAGCCACAAAACCAUGUCUUGGGAAGAGGCCAAGGCGACGUUGACGGACUGGAGAUUGUAUGGGCACUAUCUGGUGUAUUUUGCCAUGUCGACGCCUUUUUCAUCACUGUCUCUAUUCACACCGUCCAUCACCUCGGGUCUCGGGUUCGUCGAUCUGCAAGCACAGCUAAUGACGGUUCCCCCAUACGCUGCAGCCUACGUCGUCCAAAUCCUUGUAGCAUGGUCCGCAGACCACUUCAACGCCCGGGGCAUCCACUCGGCAGCCCUAGCCCUCAUCGGCGGGAUCGCCUUCGCCGUCUCGGCCGUCCUCCCGCCCGACGCCUACAACGCGCGCUACGGGUGCCUCAUCGUCGGCGCCUCGGGCGCCUUUGCCUGCAUUCCGCCGCUGCUGGGGUGGCUGACGUCCAACAUCUUCAGCACGGCGGCGACGGGGCUGGCCAUCGCGCUCAACGUUAGCAUCGGCGCCGGGCUCGGGCAGAUCCCGGGCGUAUGGGUCUACAAAGCCGAGGAGAAGGCCCGAGGGUACCCGACGGGCCACUGGGCCAACGCGGCGCUGCUUUUCGUGGUUGUGGUCGGGUGUGCGGCGCUGAGGAUGUACUACGGGGUGAAGAACCGGGGUAUUGUGAGGAGGGCGGCAGAGGAUGGGACGGAGGCGAGGUUAUACAAGUUGUGA
Messenger RNA from Colletotrichum orchidophilum, 1473 nucleotides. Its product is annotated as major facilitator superfamily transporter. The transcript has 3 exons. Gene Ontology annotation, cellular component: membrane. Gene Ontology annotation, biological process: transmembrane transport. The record is from RefSeq and is a predicted model, not a curated record. Gene Ontology annotation, molecular function: transmembrane transporter activity. Lineage: Eukaryota; Fungi; Ascomycota; Sordariomycetes; Glomerellales; Glomerellaceae. The coding region runs from base 1 to 1473 and encodes 490 amino acids.